AUGGACAUGUCGGGGCUGCCAGGGACCGGCAAGCACAUCAUCUUCCUCCUGCUUUGCCAGCUAAGCGCCUCCAGCCGAGGUGACAGCUGCUGCGUUGAGAAGAUAUCAUACCCAGAUGAAGCCUCAGGCUCCUCCUUAGGACCCAGGGACUUGAGCUGCUACAGGAUUUCCGGGACAGACUAUGAGUGCUCCUGGCAGUAUGAUGGCCCUGAGGACAAUGUUGCUCACUUCCUGUGGUGCUGCUUUGCUCAUCCAAACCCUACCCACACCAGCUUUGGCCAAGAAUGCUGCUGCUACUUCUCUUCGGGCCGGUCCCGGACUGUGCAGUUCUGGGAACAGGAUGGUAUCUCUACGUUGUCCAAGGUCAACUUCUGGGUCGAGUCUCGGCUUGGGAACAGGACCUUGAAGUCUCAGGAGAUAUCGCAGUACCUGUACAACUGGACCAAGCUCACCCCUCCUCUGGGACACAUCAGAGUGUCACGAUCACGCGGGGAGUUGCGAAUGGACUGGAAUGUGUCGGAUGGGGCCGGUGCUGAGGUACAACUGAGGCGCCGGAUGCCCACAACGAAUUGGACCUUGGGUGACUGCGGACCUCAGGUUAGCUCUGGCUUAGGUGUGAUUGAUGACAUUCACGGUAGCAGUUCUGAGUCCUGCCUCUGCCCUUCUGAGAACAUGGCCCAGGAAAUCCAGAUACGGAGACGGCGGCGCCUCUCCUCAGGAGCUCCUGGAGGUCCCUGGAGUAAUUGGAGCAUGUCUGUGUGUGUCCCGCCUGAAUUCCUCCCCCAGGCUGAGAUUAAGUUCCUGGUGGAGCCCCUGAACCAAGAUGGAAGGAGGCGUCUGACUAUGGAAGGGCAGUCACCACAGCUGGCAGUCCCCGAGGGCUGCCGGGACCGGCCUGGGGCGCAGGUGAAGAAGCACUUGGUGCUGGUGCGCAUGCUGGCCUGCAGGUGCCAGGCUCGGACCUGGAAGACCGUGCCCCUGGGCAAGACGCUGGACCUCUCCGGUGCCGCCUACGACUUGGAUGUACUCGCCCAGACUCGCUUCGGCCGCAGCAUCAUCCAGAAGUGGCCCCUUCCUGCCCAAGAGCUCACAGAGACAAGAACCCUGAAUGUCAGCGUGGAAGGCAACGUGACAUCCAUGCAGUGGGCAGCCCAGGCUCCAGGCACCACCUACUGCCUUGAGUGGCAGCCGUGGGGCCAGGACAGGAACCACACGGACUGUACUCUGAUUGCACCAGAAGAAGAGGACCCAGCCAAGAUGGUGACGCACACCUGGAGCUCCAAGCCUACCCUGGACCAGGAGGAAUGUUACCGCAUCACUGUCUUCGCCUCCAAGAACCCCAAGAAUCCCAUGAUGUGGGCCACGGUCCUGUCCAGUUACUACUUUGGGGGUAACGUCUCAAGGGUCGGAACUCCACGCCACGUGUCGGUGAGGAACCACACCGAGGACUCAGUGUCCGUGGAGUGGACAGCGUCACAGCUGAGCACCUGCCCAGGGGUCCUGACGCAAUACGUCGUGCGCUGCGAGGCUGAAGAUGGCACGUGGGAGUCAGAGUUGCUCGUGCCACCCACGAAGACCCAAGUGACACUAAACAGUCUGCGCAGCCGCGUGGUGUACAAGGUUCAGGUGCGAGCUGACACUGCGAUGCUCCCAGGCGCCUGGAGCCGCCCCCAGCGCUUCAGCGUUGAGGUGCAGAUUUCCCGUCUAUCCAUCGUUUUCGCGUCUCUGGGAAGCUUCGCCAGCGUCCUCCUCGUGGGCAGUCUCGGAUACAUUGGCUUAAACAGGGCUGCCUGGCACUUGUGCCCACCUCUGCCUACGCCCUGUGGCAGCACUGCUGUGGAGUUCCCUGGCAGCCAGGACAAGCAGGCUUGGCAAUGGCGCAACCCUGAGGACUUCCCCGAGGUGUUGUACCCACGAGACGCGCUGGUGGUGGAGAUGCCCAGGGACAAAGAUGAUGAGACAGAGUCGCCCCAGGCCACCCCUGAGCGCGCCCUGGACACAAGGUGGCCCUUGGGAACUGAGGGGCAAGUGCAAGGACUCUCAGAGGCCAGGCGCCUGGACCUAGCUAGAGAGGACUGUCCCCGUGGUGACCUGGCCCACGUGACACUCCCGCUGCUCCUGGGAGAUGUGACCCAGGGAGCCUCGGUACUUGGUGAUCUUUGGUGGAUCCAUAAGACCGUGGAGCCAGGACCGCCCACUUUGGGUCAAGAGGCCUGACUGCUGCGUUCCCAGCCUGUUCCCUCCUUACGAGCCCCUGACCUGCAACAGCUGGUCACAAUGACUGUCCUAUUUUAUAGAUGUGACUCUUGAGGCCCAGAGAAGAUGAAUGUCUGACCUGAGGUCACACAGCAUUAGCAGGACACAGACCCAGGUUUCCCUCCCACCAACUUCCUCCCUCCAGUGCCUAUAGCCACACAGUCUGUGAGGAGAGUACAGAAACCACCAAGAAGGGGAAAGUGCUUCAUGCAGCCCUGCUUGGUAUCCUCAGGGCAAGGCUGGACCCCAUCACUGGUCUGUUUGGGGUUGGGGGGCACCCUUCCAUUCUGAAGGGACAUGGUCAAAGGCUCAGUUGGCCUCCAGUGUCCUGGGCUGGAGUUCAACUCCAGGAGUACUAGACAGGAUGAAUCUUGAGUGUAAUAACUUAGGUGACCUAAACAG
Molecule: messenger RNA, 2658 nt
Organism: Rattus rattus (black rat)
Lineage: Eukaryota; Metazoa; Chordata; Mammalia; Rodentia; Muridae
Gene: Il12rb1
Product: interleukin 12 receptor subunit beta 1
Exons: 16
Coding region: 1-2217 (738 amino acids)
Molecular function (GO): protein binding
Source: RefSeq, a predicted model, not a curated record